CUGUCCGGAGCCGAGCGAUGACCCCCUCCCCCGCCGAACAGAUCACGACGUUUGUUUUCGUGAGACAGAGACGAUAGAUAUCUGUCAUUGACAUGCCCUAGGAACCCAACAUCCAUCUGGCAUCCUUCCCAUCUAACCUACAUCGACCAUAGACCGGGAACCCUCCGUACCUGACCAACGAACAAUGGCGUCCUCUGCUUCCCUCCCCAACAUCGCGACCCUCCGAUCCCUCCCAACCAACGACCAAACCGCCUCCCUGGACCUCCUCUUCGAGCCCUCCCCAGCCCUCCACACCCUCGUCCUUCCCUUGCUAGCAUCCACCACAUUCGAAUCCUACAUGGACCUCAUAGACAACAUCCACGACCUACUCACCGACCUCGCCUCCGACUCCACCCCAAAGAACCGCACCGCCCUCCACAACAUCCUGGGCUCCCACCCGCGCCUGGGCGCCCCCAAAGUCAACAGCGCGCAAUCCGCCGCCGAGCAGGCUCGCCUCCGCGCGGGGGGAAGCGAGGCCGAAGCCGCCGAGCUCGCGGCCCUGAACGCCAAGUACGAGGACGCGUUCCCGGGGCUGCGGUACGUUGUCUUCGUCAACGGACGCGGGAGGCCUGAGAUCAUGGAGGAUAUGCGGGACCGCAUUGCCCGUGGGGACUUUGCCGCGGAGGAGAGGGCUGCUAUACAGGCUAUGUGUGAUAUCGCGAAAGAUAGGGCGCGUAAGCUGCAGGGCACUUCCCCAUCAUCGUGAUAUGUGAAUACAGCCAACCAACGCACACUGCCCAUUUCGGAUAUUUCUUGUACAUACCAAGACCUAAUCAUAAUAUCCUCGGUGAUUUUGGACGACCACUGCGCUGUACAACGAUCAACGACCUAGCCAGGAGCUACAUUUAGACAUGUAGAAUCAGUAAUGGACGGCAGGCACUCAGUCAGCCGGUGUGUGACUAGACAUC
Sodiomyces alkalinus F11 is the source of this 947-nucleotide messenger RNA. RefSeq lists its product as hypothetical. The transcript has 2 exons. The record is from RefSeq and is a predicted model, not a curated record. Lineage: Eukaryota; Fungi; Ascomycota; Sordariomycetes; Glomerellales; Plectosphaerellaceae. Bases 185 to 745 code for a protein of 186 amino acids.